AUGGCAACGCAAUUGGAGCCGUGGCACAGUCUUGCCGGAAAAAUUGUUCUCGUUACCGGCGCUUCUUCCGGCAUUGGUCGUGACUUAUGCCUCGAUCUCGCUCCAGCUGGCUGUCGCCUCAUCUUGGCAGCUCGUCGGAUAGACCAACUUCAGUCCGUCUGCGACGAAAUCAAUAAACAGUUACUGUCACAUGAAUCAAAAAACUUCCGCGCCAUUGCGAUAGAGCUUGAUGUCGCGGCCGACGGCUCCGUCAUAGAAAAGUGCUUGCAGAAGGCAUGGGAAGCUUUUGGCCAUAUUGACGUGUUGAUAAAUAAUGCUGGUGUUAGAGGAAAUGUGAAUUCACCUUUGGAUUUGUCCGAGGAGGAAUGGAAUAAAGUGUUUAGAACAAACUUAACUGGUACAUGGUUGGUUUCAAAAUAUGCAUGCAAACUCAUGCGUGAUUCAAACAGAAAAGGAUCAAUCAUCAAUAUCUCUUCAAUUUCUGGCUUAGAAAGGGGACUAUUACCUGGAGCUACUGCAUAUGCUUCUUCAAAGGCAGGUGUAAACAUGCUAACAAAGGUGAUGGCAUUGGAAUUGGGUAGAUAUAAAAUAAGAGUGAAUUCAAUAUCACCUGGAAUUUUCAAAUCUGAAAUAACUGAAAAUUUAAUGAAGAAAAAUUGGCUAAACAAUGUGGUCAUAAAAACAGUGCCAUUGAAAAGUUAUGGCACUUCAGGUCCAGCAUUAACUUCAAUUGUUCGCUACUUAAUUCAUGAUUCUUCCGAGUAUGUGACCGGAAAUAUUUUUAUCGUCGAUGCCGGUGCUACCUUACCUGGCGUGCCUAUUUUUUCAUCACUAUAA
This is a messenger RNA of Lathyrus sativus (Indian pea), 837 nucleotides long. The record is from the annotation of a GenBank genome assembly. Lineage: Eukaryota; Viridiplantae; Streptophyta; Magnoliopsida; Fabales; Fabaceae.